CGCAGAUCGUGGAUAGAAUGGAGGUCCGGAGCGCUCGGCAUGUCACGAUGAGCGCACUGAGUAAGAUCACCCAUCCUUUCCAAAAUUGACUGAACGAGAAGUCUAGUUGAUGACGGUGAGCACGAGUGGAUGGAUGCUGGCUUUGCUUUGGCUUUGCUUGACGGCCCUGUCAAGCUCGUCUUCGCAUUGUUGUGUCCGUUUAGUUGCCGUUUAGUCAUACCAGCAGCUGAGGCCGCUUCAUCGGCGGCUGAUCAUAGUCCACUACAGGUGAGCGAUGCAAAGGAGCGAUGGAAGCAGACAACAGCGGCUGUCAUGAUGCAUUGGCUUCUCUUCUUCUCUCCCUGGUUUCAUGCAGCAGGUGCCGUCCUCCCCUGGGUUGUGUGAGGACAGGGCCGGUGUCGCAGCCAGGGAAGACACCCACCGCCGGUACGCUUUGCUGCCGACGCGUUCAUGACGUGAUCAUCUCAUCUCAUUGUCGCUGUGCUUUGCCUCGUGUUUGUCCGAUAGCGGCCGCCUGCAUCCCUCUCUCGUGUGCAGAUGAGUGGCCAGACGGGGGCGGUGGGCGAGCGGAGUACUCUGCCACGACUGUGACUGACUCGCAUACCUAUCCGUUUCAUCGCCUGGUAAGCAAAGGCAGACCCGCUGCCAUCAGACCAUCAUACAUGUGCUUUGCCUUCAGCCUCGGUGAGGACAAUGAUGGCGGCGCAACCUACACAGUCAUCAGCUGCAGCAGCGGCACCAGCACCACAUGUAUGUGGGCAGCUGACACACACACACACACACACACACACACAAAGUGUGCCAUGCUUUAAUGAGGUCUGCCUACGUUGUUCCUUUGUUCGUUUCACCAGGCGGCGCCAUGCCGUGGGCCGUGUGGUUUCCAGGAGGGCAGUCGUGUGUGGGUGGUGACGGAGAAGCGGGAGGAGGGCGAGCAAGAGUGGGUCAAGGCGGACGUCUACCGCAUUGACGGGAGGACGGUGUACUUCCGUGAGGUGGGCGGCGGGGAGGGCUUCAAAGUCACUGUGCCGACCAAGACCAUUCCACCCACAGAGCUGACGCCACACGCGGUGAGCAAAUGCACGACAAGAUGAUUGCCUCGUUGGUCCACUUGUGUGUCCGUUGUGUGUGAGUGCAGGUGUGUGAGACGGCUUCCGUUAUCUCCGGUCAGAGCCGCCCCCCAAGGAAACCCAUGACGGCGGCAAGAAGGUACACACACGCGCCACUGCACACACAGCACACGGAUGCCUCCCCUUUGUGCGGUCUGUUCGCCGUUCAUCGUUGCUUCCUAUCUCCCCCUGUCAGGCCGUUGACCGUCUCGGCAAUGAUGAGUUGGCAUCGCUGUUCAGCUUUUUGAGCCCUUGCGAGCUGUCCGCCCUCUUCCCACAUCGCUCCCCCGUCCGCAACGGAGCCGUCCGGCAGCACACCCACAUCACCAUCGACGCAUCCACCCCGGCCGAGUAUCAGUUCUGGAGCAGCACGACCACACAGGACGCCUUCAAGCUCGGCAGACGGCUGACCAGCCUGACGUCGGCUCACGUGGUGCAGCCGCACACCCAUCUGGAAUGGUGUCUGAACACAUUGACAGCCGUCGUGGAGGGCCAUGCUGCGGGCCGCCGGGCGGCGCGGGAGAGGGAGAGCUUCAUCGAGUCCAUCCACUUCAGCUGCCCGACCGACGUCCGUGCCGGCCACGUGUGUCCAUCCCGGCCCCGGCAUCCUUCUCUCCCCCUCCCCUCUCCCCGUGUCCAGCUGCCGUCCCUCAAGAGCAUCACGGGCCUUCGUGAAGCCCACGGGAUGCUCGAACGGGGCUGGGUGAUGCCUCACCUGGAGGGCGUGACCACGGGAGGAACCUUCAGGCUGGCGACGGACGACUUCGUCCGCUUUCUGCGGCAGCUGAUCAAGACGUCUCGGUCCCUGAAGCGGCUGGCCGUGGGUGGGCUUCGUCACGAGGCGACGCUCUGCGUCCUAGCGGGCAUCCCUGAGGGCGGGAGGGGGGAGAGGGGGCCGCUGGCGGGGCUCGAGCACCUGUCGACGGUUCUCCUGGGACCCAGGGAGAACUUCGAAGAACUUCAGGCAAGUAGAGGAAAGGCGUCGCUGAGCUCACACAUCAUAGUGUUGUGUCGGUCUCCUCCUCAGAGGUUGUUGGUUUCUCUCGGCUGCAAGCAGUCCAUCCGCCAUCUCGGGGUUGGCAGCGCCGUGCCUUUACGGGACCUUCCACGAGGGGAGCAUCAUUGGCUCCAUUCCCUCAAGGCCUUCGCCGAGGCAGUCGCGUCGCCCUCCGUCGACAUCGAGUGCUGCCUGCCCGCUGUGGGCUGCCUCAACACAUUCCUCGAUCCGGCAUUGCUCGACACGCCAUCCCUCGCCAAGCCCCUCCAGGCCAUCGCGAAGGGGGCCGGGACGAUCGGCGGAUUCGGUGGCCCGGAGGACGCCAUCACACUGGAGGUCACGCAGGCCAUCGUCGACGGCAGCAACGACGUGAUGGGGCCCCUCACCAAGAGGGCGCAGCAGACGGCAGCCAGCCUCACAUUCGAGAAGGUGAAGAAGGUGGCGAUCUGGGCGCCGGAGGAUCUGCACAUCCCCGAUGACGCCCCUCCCCCUUCCAUCCGCGCACUCCAGCACCUGUCGCCCCAGGCAUUCCCCAACGCGACACAGCUGUUUGUGGGAGCAAGACCCGUCGGUCCCCAGGGGCCCCAGGCAGCUGCGGAUCUCACGAGCCGGAUGCCGGCGCUCGACCACCUGACACUCACGUCUGCUGCACCUGACACCGUCGACAUGCUGAGAUCGAUCGGCGACCGGGUGCCACGCAAGGUGCAGCUGGAGGGUUUUCACAUGGGCCUUCCACCCCCCGCCCCCAAUCCACUGCCCCCUGCGUCUCUGCCCCGCGUCAAGCACCUGUUGGUCAUGGGCACUCAGGGCAUGUCUGCGGCCAAGGCGGCGGUGGCCGGCAUGAGCUCACUGGAUGAGGCGAUAGUGGACACGGCUGGUGUAGCAGGGUUGCUGACGGCGAUGGGCGGCGGGCGGACGCUCAAGUCGCUGCAACUUACCUUUCAUCCACGUAGUUUCCGCGCCCUCGAGUCUGCUGAUCUGACCCACCUGCCCAAAGUUGAACGCGUGUUUGUGCCAGGUACACAACAAGUGCGUCACUCUUCUUCACAUCUGUUCGCUUUCACACAGUUUUCGAUCGUACCGUCUGGCCUGCUGCCGAUGUCCUAGCCGGUGUGAAGGCCUUGUGCCGUCUGCGAGACCUGCAGCGGUUCGAGUUCUGCCUCCCUGAGGCAUCGAAGGACCGCAUCGGUGGCCCUGAAGACCCCAUCCACGCGUUGUUGGGCGAGAUGCAGCAGCGCCACGGCACGACACUCGGCACAUUGAUGAAGAAGCACACACUAGUGCAGCAGGGGCUUCAUACCCGCAGCGGUCACAUCGACUAUCGUCUGCUGCUCGACGCUGGCGACAUCCGGCAGGUUAGUGAUGUGUGUGCAGUGCUGCCUUUCCACUUGUCAUGACGUAUCGACUGCAGAUUCUGGCGGCGGAGGCCGAGGCCCACAUUGCAGGCCCCGCCACCGCCUCUCACACUACCGAUGCGAAUACAGGUACGCAAGCGCAAGGAAGGGCGACCACGAAUGAGUACACACCGUGGGUAAGUAAGGUAUGCUUUUAUCAGGUUCGUCAUUAGGUUCAGGCCCUGCAGCGGCAUCAAUAUCGGCAGCAGGAGGAAGCGCGAGGCAGCUGACGAGCAUGACUGAUGGACAGGACAGUGAUGGUGGUUUGGCGGAGAUGUCGUGCAGCCGUGCGGCAGGCCAUGUGGACCGCCAGCAAGAGGACAGGUAGCUAGCACAUUGGGUGAGAGGGGCGAAGAUGGGUGGAUGGGUGGGUGAGAGAGACACUCGAUGCUGUGAUCCGAUCCAUGCGUGUCUGUCUGCGCGGUGUGGUGCAUGCUUGCUUGUCUGUCAAUCUUCGUGUGGG
Molecule: messenger RNA, 3960 nt
Organism: Vitrella brassicaformis
Lineage: Eukaryota; Vitrellaceae
Source: the annotation of a GenBank genome assembly